CUAAAAAUGACAUGGUUUCUGUUAUAUAUGUCAUACAUCUCCAAUCUUCUUCAGCCUUUAUGACAAUUUGAAAUGUAUUCAUUUAUAUACCUUUUCGGCGUAGAUUUGAGAAAUGUUUUGAGCAAUAUUUACGACUAUAUAAUGGACAUUAAGUUACUAUAGCAGAGUUCAAUUGUCGUACAGCUUGACAAUAAACAGUCUGGGGUCAAAUUGGUGCUCCUGUCCCUUUAAGAGCGCCAGUCCCGGCCCUCCACAACUGUUUCACGCAAAUGUGACAAGCCGAGCGUGCCGGCAGCCAAUCAGAGGCGAGAUCUAACCGCGGGAGAUCUGAAUUUCGCGGGAUCGAGUUUGGCGCUAAAAGAGACUCUUCUUCUCUUGUAUGGAGAGCGGUGCCUGCCCUGCGCUGUGAGGACAGUAAGCCUGGACUGGAUCCGGUUCCGUUUCCGAGGGACGCUCGUUAACCUGGAUCCGAACUCAGAGAAACCUGGCAACCUCUUCUUUCCUGUAUUCUUGGAUGUGUAAACGUGCAUCUUUAUUCACGGAACCUUUUUUUUAAGUCUCUGGUUGAUUAUAACCGGGCCUGGCGUCUCAUCCCCGCUAAGCUCCCAAACACGGUUCUUCUUCCUCCGCGGCACCAGUCCGGUUGGAGACACCUCCGCUCGCCUCGGCGACAUGAUGCGGCUGCCCAGAGGCGUCUCUCCGGCACCGGCGCGGCCGCCGGCGGGGCUCUCCUGCGCCCAGCAGAAGACGAAGGUCUCCGCCGGCGGGGGGGCGAAGGGCGAGCUGUUCUGCGCGGGGCUGUCCAGCCCGCCGAUGAGCACGGUGCCCGUCGGAUACUUCACCCAGAUCUGCAACACGACGGCGGCCGAACAAAGAGCCAACAGUCUGUACUCGACCCCCCACGGACCGGACGCCAAGCCCAUCAGAUCGUCCUCCGGGCGGCUGCCGGCGAAAAGGAAGCUGGACCUAGAAGAUCCUCUCUACCUGCCUGAGUUUCGCACACCCAAAGGGAAAAGCAACCUGGCAGCAGGUCUACCAAGCCCACGAACACCAAAGUCUCCAGGCGAGCGGACGCGGUACGACACUUCGCUGGGCCUGCUGACCAAGAAGUUUGUGGGACUGAUCGCAGAAUCUGCCGACGGCGUUCUGGAUCUUAACUGGGCCACUGAAGUUCUGGAGGUCCAGAAGAGGCGGAUCUAUGACAUCACCAACGUCCUUGAAGGGGUACAGCUCAUACGAAAGAAGUCGAAGAACAACAUCCAGUGGCUGGUGGGAAAUGUUUUUGAAGGCAGCGUUGCUGGAGGAGAAAAGGCCUUUGCUCUGAAGCGAGAGCUAGGAGACCUGGAGAAAGCAGAGCGAUGCCUGGAUGACCUGAUCCAGUCCACCACCGCUCAACUCAAACAGCUCACGGAGUUCAAAGACAGCCAAAGUCUGGGCUACGUAACGCACCAGGACAUCCGCUCCAUCAGUAGUUUCAGAGACCGGACGGUCAUCGCCGUCAAGGCUCCCGCCGAGACCAAGCUGGAGGUGCCGGACACUGCAGGGCAGGGCUCGUCACAGAUCUACUUAAAGAGCAGGAACGGUCCUAUAGAAGUUUACCUGUGCCCAGAGGAAGGCCUGGAAGACGCCAGCCCGGUUAAGAGCGCCGUCUCCCCUAAAAAGGAGAACCUGGAGCUACCGGUGACGGCCCCGGCAGCGCCGCAGAGCCAGAGCGUCAAAGAGGAGACCGUAGAAGUGACUGUUUCCGCUCCAGCUCCAGCUCCUGCCACCUCCUCGGCCGCCGCCUCUCUGCUCGACGUCGAGGGACUUCUGGGUUUGCCGCCGAGCCUGCUGCAGAUCACGGAGGACCAGCUGCCCGGCGCCUCGUUCACCGCAGACCCCAACACUCCCUUCGUCAGCUUCUCUCCACCUUUAGACCACAGCGACUACCUCUGGAGCCUGGAGGACAGCGAAGGGGUGUCGGAUUUCUUCGACACCUACGACCUCGGGGAUUUAUUAAAGAGCUGAAGCUGAAAACGACGGAGGUGGCUAAUGAAUUGGGGGGGAUAAAAAAUGUGGGAAAUAUUUAAAAGAAUGCCUGAAUGGGGCAAAUAAUAUUAUUACACUAUGAAGCCAUUGCUUAUUUCUACGUCUUUAGAGCCAGUUGUUGACUUUACUGCGUGAAUUUUGUUCGUAUUGCUCAGAGAACUUUACAACAAACUUUAAAAACGUGGG
Molecule: messenger RNA, 2214 nt
Organism: Fundulus heteroclitus (mummichog)
Lineage: Eukaryota; Metazoa; Chordata; Actinopteri; Cyprinodontiformes; Fundulidae
Gene: e2f2
Product: E2F transcription factor 2
Exons: 8
Coding region: 673-2007 (444 amino acids)
Biological process (GO): regulation of transcription by RNA polymerase II
Cellular component (GO): RNA polymerase II transcription regulator complex
Molecular function (GO): RNA polymerase II cis-regulatory region sequence-specific DNA binding; protein dimerization activity; DNA-binding transcription factor activity, RNA polymerase II-specific
Source: RefSeq, a predicted model, not a curated record